AUGUCGUCCACCGUACUCGAGCAGCUGCGCGCCGAGCAGGAGGAGAUCGAGGCUCUAGAACGCGCUGUUGUGGCCACGCUGGGUGAGAAGCCGCGCAACCAUCGCAGUCGAGUUCUGCAUGGACACAAAGUGAGCAAGUUGCUGGACAAAGUGACGGAGCAGAGCAAGCACGUGAAAGAGCUGUACGAGGACGAAGAUGGGAUUUUUGCCGAGGAGACGGAUAGCAUGCGUGGACGAGCGGUCUUCACGUCGUUCUACGAGCAGCUUAAGUCCAUCCGUUCGUUUCACCGCAAGUACCCGAACUCGAUGGUCUCUCAUGAGCUGAACUUGGACGAGGCGUUGCACCCGAAUAUCCGUUUUUCAGGCGAAGAACAUUUUGGGAAAUAUGUGGACCUGAACGAGUUCUACACGCGGUUCUUGAACAUUCCCGAGCUCAAGUGGCAAGCACGAAAGACGCAGGAGGCACUGAGGUCGAGUGCCAAGAUCAAGGGAAAGAGGCAGGCUACUACUGGCAUGUCUAUCGAUUACUUGGCGUUCCUUGCGUCUUUCUCUGACUUCUCGGCCAUUCCAGCAGCACAGAAGACCCAAUCGGUGCCUUACAAACAAUACCUGAAGGACUUGAAGGAGUAUUUAUUGGACUUCUACCGACGCACGCAGCCUCUCGUGGACCUGGACGACGUCAUUGACGAAACUUCGGCAAAGUUUGAGAAGCAGUGGGCGCUUGACGAAGUUCCUGGAUGGAAUGCGAGCGAUAAGGAGGCCGACGUUGGUGUGGGCCAGAAUUCUAAGCAGCCUACUGCUGCUGCUGGAAAGACGACGGACGAUGCGAAGUGCCAUGGUGCAAUUUCUAACGGUACCAAAGCAGUCAAAGACUCUACAGCAGAGCUAGAGACGAAGCAGAAGGCCGUUGCUUUUGACGAAAUCUUGAUCCGUCGAAUGUACGAGCUUCUCACAGAAGUAGUGCAGGGUACGAUUUCAUAUUUGGAACUGAAGCAGACGCGCACACACGAAGAGCUCCAAGCUGAGAUCGAAGAGGAAGAGGAAGGAGCGUUCUCGGAUGUGGAUGUGGAAAACGAAAACGAGGAUGAUGACGAAGAAGAGCAGUUGUAUAACCCUUUGAACCUGCCGCUGGGUUUUGACGGAAAGCCGAUCCCGUACUGGCUGUAUAAGAUGCACGGGCUUGGCGUCGAGUACAAAUGCGAGAUCUGUGGAAACCACAGCUACUGGGGACGACGUGCAUUUGAUCGCCACUUUCAAGAAUGGCGCCACGCCUUUGGUAUGCGCUGUCUCAAGAUUCCCAACACGAAGCACUUCCACGACAUCACACUGAUGAGAGACGCCAUUCAGCUGUACGAGAAGUUGAAAGACCAGAUUGAUGCCGAGAGCUGGAAUGCAUCCAAUGAGGAGGAGUUUGAGGACUCCGAAGGCAACGUGCUCAAUCGAAAGACGUACGAGGAUCUGGCCCGCCAGGGCUUGCUGUAA
Hyaloperonospora brassicae is the source of this 1482-nucleotide messenger RNA. NCBI's taxonomy places the organism in Eukaryota, Oomycota, Peronosporomycetes, Peronosporales, Peronosporaceae. The record is from the annotation of a GenBank genome assembly.